This is a messenger RNA of Cinclus cinclus, 978 nucleotides long. It is a transcript of the gene ADORA1, whose product is annotated as adenosine A1 receptor. NCBI's taxonomy places the organism in Eukaryota, Metazoa, Chordata, Aves, Passeriformes, Cinclidae. Gene Ontology annotation, biological process: G protein-coupled adenosine receptor signaling pathway. Gene Ontology annotation, cellular component: dendrite; membrane; synapse. The transcript has 2 exons. Gene Ontology annotation, molecular function: G protein-coupled adenosine receptor activity. The coding region runs from base 1 to 978 and encodes 325 amino acids. The record is from RefSeq and is a predicted model, not a curated record.
AUGGCACACCCCAUCUCAGCCUUCCAGGCUGCCUACAUCUCCAUCGAAGUGCUCAUCGCUUUGGUGUCCGUGCCGGGCAAUAUCCUGGUCAUCUGGGCUGUGAAGAUGAACCAGGCACUGCGGGAUGCCACCUUCUGCUUCAUCGUCUCUCUGGCGGUGGCCGACGUGGCCGUGGGGGCUCUGGUCAUCCCCCUGGCUAUUAUCAUCAACAUCGGACCCCAGACCGAGUUUUACACCUGCCUCAUGGUGGCCUGUCCCGUCCUCAUCCUCACGGAGAGCUCCAUCCUGGCACUCCUGGCCAUCGCCGUGGAUCGGUACCUGCGGGUGAAGAUCCCAGUCAGGUAUAAGAGCGUGGUGACACCGCAGCGGGCAGCCGUGGCCAUCACCUGCUGUUGGAUAGUCUCUUUUCUAGUGGGACUUACCCCCUUGUUUGGCUGGAACAACCUCAACAAGAUGCGGAGGACUCAGGAGUUGAACAGCAGCCACACGGAGUUUGUCAUCACAUGCCAGUUUGAGACAGUCAUCAGCAUGGAGUACAUGGUGUACUUCAACUUCUUCGUCUGGGUCCUGCCUCCCCUGCUGCUGAUGUUGCUCAUCUACCUGGAGGUCUUCAACCUAAUCCGCAAGCAGCUCAACAAGAAGGUGUCCUCCAGCUCCAAUGACCCCCAGAAGUACUAUGGGAAGGAGCUGAAAAUUGCCAAGUCCUUGGCGCUGGUUCUCUUCCUGUUCGCGCUCAGCUGGCUGCCUCUGCACGUCCUCAACUGCAUCACCCUGUUCUGCCCAUCCUGCCAGACCCCGCACAUCCUCACCUACAUCGCCAUCUUCCUCACCCAUGGCAACUCAGCCAUGAACCCCAUCGUCUACGCCUUCCGCAUCAAGAAGUUCCGGACAGCCUUCCUGCAGAUCUGGAACCAGUACUUCUGCUGCAAAACCAACAAAAAUGCCACCAGCACCACCACAGCCGAGACAGGCACCUAG